This is a messenger RNA of Symsagittifera roscoffensis, 2861 nucleotides long. RefSeq names its product vacuolar protein sorting-associated protein 54-like. The record is from RefSeq and is a predicted model, not a curated record. The transcript has a single exon. Gene Ontology annotation, cellular component: GARP complex. Gene Ontology annotation, molecular function: syntaxin binding. Gene Ontology annotation, biological process: Golgi to vacuole transport; retrograde transport, endosome to Golgi. Lineage: Eukaryota; Metazoa; Xenacoelomorpha; Acoela; Convolutidae. Bases 26 to 2836 code for a protein of 936 amino acids.
UAAUGCUGGCUAGUUGUUCAUCAUCAUGUUUCAAAAUCCGUCUUGGAAGACUUGUAGAUUAUGCCCCGAUGAAAAGUUCUACGGAAUAAAAGACUUUACUUUCCAUUUACGCGAUAGUCAUUGCAAAAAGGAGGGUGGAUCUUUUACGUGCCACUAUGGUACAAAUAAUUUAUGUCAGUAUUUACCUUUGGAGGGUGUGUCAGAUAGAGAUUAUGAGCAGCAUGUGUUGAAAAUACAUGUAAAAAUUCCAGCAGAAAUGACCGAACUUGAUUUAGCGCCAGUUUUGCCAACAAGCGAAACGCCAUCGCCGCCCUCAGUGGUCGCUGAUCAACAGAAGUGGACCUAUUACAAGGCCUCUGUUAACAUGCCAGCACUCUUGAAUGAUCCCGCGAAAGGAAAACAGACUGACAUUUUCACACAGACGUGGGGCAGUGAAUUCCAGCGAUUUGAUGUUUCGCCGACUAAACGAUUGCCUGAAAUAUCUUCCAAAGUCUUUCGUAGUUAUAUAAAAAAGACUCAAUCGCGGUUCAAGACGCAUUGCAACGAUGCAAAUGACUGUCCUGUGACGCCUCCCGCUCCUUCGAUUGAACACCAAAGGGAGUUUCAGUUGAACGAAGAGCUCAAAGCAAUUCCUCAGUUUUACUCGCUCUCAUCGUUUGAUCUGAGCGACAGGGAUUUAUUCUUCCGAGUUUUUCCACCUGACAUAGUUCCGAUGAAAUUUGGACCGAGCGAAGAAUCCAGCUCGUCACCUGGUAGUUCAGUCUACAACCUCAUGAGUGGGUUGAGAAAUCACCAUGAGAAGCUGGCCCACUACCUGGAUGUAAUUGAGAUGCACAUAUCUUCGCAUAUUUCCAAACAGAGCUCCACGUUUUUUAAUGCAAUGACAUCGCAUGGCGACAUCCAGAAAGACAUUCAAAGGACUCAACUGGCGGUAGAAGCCACAAGAGAGAAGCUUUCAGGAACUCACGAGGUCACAAUAACAAACAACUUGAGGCUGCUUCCUUUGAUCCAAAAGCGUCAUCGGCAGUAUCAGAUUUUCUCAAUUCUAAGGAUGAUAGCAACCGUCCAGCAAACCCAGCCGACGAUUCAGUUAUUGCUGGCAAAUUCUGAUUACACAGGUGCUCUGGAGUUAAUACAAUUCACUCAGGACAUUUUGGCCAAAGAUUUAGUUGGAAUUAAAGCAUUCCGUCAUUUGAAACCUCAGCUGGAUGAGCUGAAAAACGUUAUAGACGCGAUGGUCGGAAACGAAAUCCGAACAUACUUCAGCGAGGAUCUUGCCAGACCAUUAAUAGACAGCGAGAACUUCGUGAGCAAUGCUCAUACGCUCUCGCAACUAGUACAAGCUUUGCUUCAUUUAAAGAAGUAUAGUUUUCUAGAACUCUACAAAGAGGAGUGUAUUCUUGCAGUCGCACCUUUGUUCAAAAGCAUAGUGAUAAACACUCUCAGUCAGAGUGACGCGUCUGAAAUUGAUACUAGAGAAUCACUUUGUGCUCAAAUGCGUAAACUUGACUUCAACCAAUGGCUUGGAUUGUACAAAGAAGUGUUGUCUAAAAUGAUGCUGUUACUGAAGCGAGUUCAUGCCACUUUAUCUCUUGUUUUGGAUGAGGAUAAAAAACGAAUCCUGGAAGCAGAACAACCCCAGCUUUUAUUAGGAGACUCCCAAGAUCUACAAAGAAACGUGAAGCAAACGCUGAAUAAUUUGUGUGACCAGAUUCAUGAAAAGUGCAAAACGUUGCUACUGUCAAGAAGCAAAAACGGAUUCUUCGAACGUUUGUCGAUGUCUGAGUUUGUGCGGUUCACACGAACGUGCGAAGAGUUUGCAACUAGUACCGAAGCUUUAAUGGACCGCAGAGGGUCGUCUGUGAUAAGACUUACUCUUGCCUCAUGUUCGGUUUCGUUUAUAUCGAAGUUUCACGACGACCAAAAAAGUAAAUUGGUUAUCUUGUUAGAAAGUGAGCGCUGGGUACAAGCAGAAAUACCGCUCGAGUUUCAAAAUCUAGCAACCGAUAUAGAAGAAAGCGGAUUUUUUGAAACAUCUUUUGCAGAAGCACCGCGAUCUUCAGAUAGAAUCUUAGAUCGUUUAGCAUUCAAAGGGACAAACUAUACACUAGUUGGAACUAAUUUGAUUCUGCUCAAAAUGAUUUCGGCUUAUUGUCAACUUGUGGAACAAGUUCCCAGUUUAGCUAGCGAUAUACUGACUAAGGUGAUCGAACUCAUUAAAUUAUAUAACAAUAAAUCAUACCAACUUGUGUUAGGUGCACAGGCAGUUGAAAUUCUGCAGCUGAAGUCAAUCAAUUCCAAAAACCUAGCGCUCUGCUUUUCGUCUCUCAGGUUCAUCUCUGCUUUUUUGCCCGAUUUGAAAUCAUUUUUUGAACGUCACCUGGCCUCGAAUCAACAAAGCAGUCACUUAAACGAAUUGCAAGUAGUAGGAAAAGACUACGACCAACAUUGCAAUCAGUUAAUAUCCCAGUUGUACAGUAUACUGGAGAAGACGGUUGAAAAGCACUUGGUUAAGUGCUUGAUGGACCUGAAACCACCGGCUCCAAGUGCUACAAUGCGGAACCUCACGAACUUAAUGGGAAAAUUUCAUCAGGCAGUAUGGGGUAUUCUACCUGAAAAGAUGUGUCUGAAACUAUUCCAAAAGUGCAAUGAAUUCAUAUCGGCAAAAAUAACGACACUAAUUGAAAAUGGGACAAUUAAUCUAAAAGACGACGACAAUAGUGAUAGUCCGAACCAGAUUUUACUGCUCUCAGAAAUGAAUUUUUAUCAAGAUUGUAUAAAUAGUUUGACCGGAUUAGAGGGAAUCACUUUAAAUAAUUCUUUAAUUACCUCCUAAUUUAUUGAUCAGAAUUCAAAAUAUA